Molecule: messenger RNA, 522 nt
Organism: Bacidia gigantensis
Lineage: Eukaryota; Fungi; Ascomycota; Lecanoromycetes; Lecanorales; Ramalinaceae
Exons: 2
Coding region: 1-522 (173 amino acids)
Source: RefSeq, a predicted model, not a curated record
AUGCCCUGGGAUUCCGACAUCGAUGUGCAGAUGAGCGCCUCCACUGUUCGCUUCCUCGCGUCAUACUACAAUAUGUCUAUCCACACGUAUGAGAAUCGAGACUACAUGCUUGAAAUAAACCCAAAGUACACGGACGGAAGUUUCAAAGACCGACUAAAUGUCAUCGAUGGUCGGUGGAUUGACGUAUGGACGGGUCUUUUUAUAGACAUUACUGCUGUGAGACCAAAGCCAAAGGCCUCAACAGUCUUCACAAGUAAAGCCAAUUAUCAGGGUGUGUUUGCAAGCAAAGACAAGCAUGAAGAGAAGGUCUGGGAUCUUUUCCCACUUCGUGAUAGUCUUUUUGAAGGGUUGCCUGUCAAAAUUCCUUACAAUUAUGCAAAGUUGCUUAGGGACGAAUACGGCAAUUCAGCUUUGACGAAGACGGAAUAUCUCAAGCAUAAAUUCAAUCAUGUUACGCUGCUGUGGGAAAAAGUCAAACUGCCUAAGAAUGGGACGUUGGACGACGAAAGCACUGGAGAUUAA